Messenger RNA from Didymodactylos carnosus, 627 nucleotides. The record is from the annotation of a GenBank genome assembly. NCBI's taxonomy places the organism in Eukaryota, Metazoa, Rotifera, Eurotatoria, Philodinida, Philodinidae.
AUGGAAUUUGAAAUUGAAACCGGUCAGCGUGGUUCACAAAUUUGUAUUUAUAAUUCACAUCGAUAUCGGCAUAUCAGAAACAAUAAAAAAGGUUCAGUAUCAUGGCGCUGUAUCAACAAGGAGUGUAGUGCUGCGAUAUUAAUUGAUUCAAACAAAUUUGUGAUUGAAAAAGGCCAACAUGAUCACGAACCACAUCAAAAUCUAGAACAACAAUGUAUUCGUGGCAUGAAACGUAGAGCAGAACAAGAAACAACUGCAAUCCCGAAAGUUUAUGAACAAGAAAGUAUUAAAUUUUUCAUGCAAACUGGAGGUAUACUACCAGUAUUUAAUUCAGUACGAUCGUCACUAUAUCGAUGUCGUAACAGUAGUCUUCCGGUCAUACCACAUAAUUUGACAGAAUUCGAUAUACCGGACGACUGGAAGAAGGAUAACCUCGGCGGUGAUUUUCUUCAGAUAAAUGUUGGUACAGACGCAAGGCUUCUUGGUUUUGUCUCGCAAUGUGGUUUAGAACGUCUCGCUGAAGCAAAACAUUGGAAUGCCGAUGGUACAUUCUAUACUGCACCACGUCUAUUUUCACAAGCAUAUACAAUACAUAGUCUUACAGGUAAGCUUUGGGUCGGGACUUGA